GUUUAAGAAUGGCGCAGGUGUUGGCAGUCCCAGGAGAUGUUAGACAUGGAUUCGCCUAUAAAACCACAUUCCACCAUGAUUUUGGACGGUUUACUGCAAUAGCAUCGACAACCACGGGGAACAUUUUAUUAUGUGACUAUGAUAAAAAAAAUCUGCUUUUAGUCGGUCCUCUCGGAAAAUACUUAAAUAAGAUUAAUUUGGAAAGUGAACCAUUUGAUGUGGCUAUUACAAGUCAGAAUAUAGGAUAUGUUACCCUACCAAACAAAAGAUCUGUAUUACAGAUAGACCCGGACCGACUGGUUGUACUACAUAACGUAGCAAACAACGACAAGUGGACUACCGUAAUUUGUGUGUCAGCAGUACCGAAUUCUGGAAGGGACACUGAAAACAAGGUUCCGUGUUAUCUUGGCGUAAAAAUGUAUAGUUCUUUGUAUGCAUAUCCAGUCAAUAGCUAUAACUUAUGGCUUUCAAACGAAAACAUUACUGGUAGUGGAUGUUCUAUUGAUUCUCGUGUAGUGAAGUUCCAUUGUUUUAACGCUGGAACUUUUAUUUCAUGUAUAGGCGGGCAGAACUAUAUCAAGAUUUCAAAAUGCACUUACCAGGGACAUCCUUGUACUGAACAAAUUGUCAACAUUGAAACUAUGGUUACGCCUACUGACGUGUGCUCUGAUAACAAUGGACACAUCUACGUCAGUGGACAGGGUUCAAACAACAUACACCGGUUGACACAGGACGGCAAGGUUCUAGAUAUACCAUUGGACAGCAGACAUCGUAUCAAACAACCAGUUGCUUUAUGUUUCAACCCAAACUAUGAUAAACUAUAUGUUGUUAAUGAAUGGGGAACAUCGGUGUUGAUUUUUGAUGUUAUUUGAGAAAAAGGAUAUAACCAUGAUAACUGUGAGAAGUCUCAAUACUAUUGAUUUGAGAAUUAUAAUUGUGUUAACGAAGUUUAUUAAUUAUUGUAUCACAUGUAUACAACGCGUUGACAAUCUGGCGACAGCGAAAUAAUGUUAAGUGUCGCUUUCAUAAAAUUUCGAUCUAAACAGAUUUCAAAUUUGUGGUUUUCGAUGAGGUAGACCUUUUGUGAUACUUGUUGUAAAUCGAUAAUGUAAGAUUAUACAAAAAAGCAAUUAUACUGUAUGCAAUUUUUUUUUAAAUACAAACAGGUUUAACCCCAUCGCAUAUUGUGUUUUUACCAAGUCAUGCACAUUAUAUAUUUGUGUUGUCUUGGUUUUAUUAGGGGACAUGCUAUCUAUAAUGUCAUUAAGUUAGGGGUCAUGCUAUCUAUA
Messenger RNA from Mytilus trossulus (common blue mussel), 1289 nucleotides. RefSeq lists its product as uncharacterized. Bases 9 to 872 code for a protein of 287 amino acids. The record is from RefSeq and is a predicted model, not a curated record. The transcript has 2 exons. NCBI's taxonomy places the organism in Eukaryota, Metazoa, Mollusca, Bivalvia, Mytilida, Mytilidae.